GCUUAUGUUUGGAUUGUUUUUCCACUCAAAUUUCUGUCUCAUUUAUAGUUUGCCCAAGGUAAAAGACCACAAUUGCAAAUUCAACCCCCUAAAAAAAUCAACCUUCGAAUCGGAGCAACAGAACCAUGGAGUACGAUUUCAGAAAGCGCACCGGCGGAUCGUCGCCGUACGAUUCGGACAUCCCGUCGUUUAGUCGGCCUCCCCCCGCCGCCGCACCGUCGUCUGCGCCUGCAGCUCACUCGCCGUACGGUCAAUCGCCGUCGCUGUACCCGAAGAUCGGCGGCGCCGGAGCCCACUCCUCCGCCGCGCACAUCCGAAACCCCCCUUUCCACCACGCUCCGCCUGCCCCCUCCAGCUCUGGGGUUGGAAUUAGGGUUUCUAUAAAACCCGAAUACCGGAUCACACCACCUCCUGCGUUAUUGCCACAAUUGGGGGAAAUACCAAGAAGUAAUUUCCACUUUGAUUUCGAUUUCGAGAGGAAUGUUUUAGCCGAGGCAGUGAAGGAUAAUCCCAACUGGAGCAGGCUUGGUAUCGAAUAUGGUCCGCCAAAGGCAGCUGAACCGACACCUUCAUAUGGUUCUACUACAGAUCCUAUAUUGAGCAAAUAUAUAGCAGCGGGUCUUAGCAGAGAGGCUGUGCCUCUUGCGGUUGCGAAUUACGGAGACAAUCCCACUAAGGUGAAGGAAUUUGCCAAUGGAUUUACUCUUUUACGAGAAAUGGGAUUCUCGUCUAACAAUGUUGCGGAAGCUUUGAUCAUGUAUGACAACGAUACAGAUAAGGCGUUGGCUCAUUUUCUCAACAGUCCAUCAUGAGAUAACGGCGAUGGGAAACUAAAGAGGAGAUGAAGAUUUGAAGUUGGUUGAUGUGUUGAAAGUUUGAUUUUGUUUGGUUGGAUAAGUAGUGUGUGAAGAUACUUAUAUGAUUGUAUAGGGAUUCUCUUAUAUAAACGUUUUAUAUUCUUCUUUUCUACUGUGAUUGAUUUUAAUGGAUUUACUGUAUUUUGGCCAUGUAUUGCUACUCUAUGAUAUAUUUGGUAAGAAUCCUAUUUGCCGAUAGGGUUACCAUUUACCAACAUACUGGUGCGCUUAUGAUUCAUAGAGUUGGUAAAAUCGAAAAUAUAGCCAAAUGUGUUUCGCAACUUUGAAAGAGAGAUCACAACAAUAAAUUCAGCUCGGGCAGUUGCUUGCAGCAUGAGUAUGAAC
This is a messenger RNA of Striga asiatica, 1202 nucleotides long. Lineage: Eukaryota; Viridiplantae; Streptophyta; Magnoliopsida; Lamiales; Orobanchaceae. The record is from the annotation of a GenBank genome assembly.